Molecule: messenger RNA, 300 nt
Organism: Eruca vesicaria subsp. sativa (arugula)
Lineage: Eukaryota; Viridiplantae; Streptophyta; Magnoliopsida; Brassicales; Brassicaceae
Source: the annotation of a GenBank genome assembly
AUGGGAGGCGAGUUAGGACUAACAACUACAGAUGCGGUGGCUCAAGUUUUGGUAAAUUUCUGUUAUUUGAAUGGGGAAACACGGCACAUUCCAUUCCAGCUCUGGAACCUUGCGAAGCUUCUGGCAACUCUUUCAGCUGCACCUGCAUUGUUUGGAGGCGGCCUGCUUUGGUAUGUGAUGUACGAUCUUACUGACUACUACCUUCACCAUGCUAACCCAACUACAGCAGUGACCAAAAACCUCGAGGACAAGGGGUUUGGUGUAACUUCGUCGCUAUGGGACAGUGUUUGGUACCGUUAA